AAAGUACGUACUUUAUGAAUUAUCGUCUUUUUCAUAGAAUAUGGCUACGCUUUUUUUGAUAAAUACACAUCUCUUUUGAAAUGUUUAAGUGAACAUCAUUUUUACAAAAUUAUUUUGUUAGAGACACUGCCAAAUCUUUAGUUUUACAUAUCCGAUAAUUUACUCUAAUGGCACCAAAAGGAAAGAAAUCGAAGAAGCAGCGUGAAAUCGAUUGGGCGGCCGAUGCUUACUUCGACAAGAACCGCUCAAUGAUCUACAUCGAACACACGUUAGAGUGCCCGAUAUUCACGACGAAAGCUGAGGAGUUUGCCGCUUAUGUAGCCCAAGAAGCGCCAAAUCGCAUCAUACAGUUGGUACGGAAUCAUAACGGCAAAGUGCCGCCAAGGGAUGGUGCUUUCGAGAUUGGAUUUUCGCAGAACGCGCGCACCUCCGUGCAUCAGCUGUGGUCCGGCAUUGACAAAGGUCCACCAAGGCGUGACAAAUUCCCACCGGAUUACGAGUCUCUCAUGCAAGAAAUACAUAAGAUUUUGAAAAAAUUCUAUCCCGAUGUAGUGGAAAAGAACCCCUUGGAGGGCAUGGAGGACGACGACGCUGCGCCGGCGUAUGAGUGAAAGCGCUUAAAAAUUUGUUAAAGCAACAAAAACAUUCAGUGUGAAUAAUUUAUAAUCCAUGACUUUCGAAACUAUCCAACAACAAUAGUGAAACUUUGCAAGCCAAUCAAAUGCCCUUCCGAUGGGGUUUUUUCUAAAGAACAGUUUGAACACCAGUCUAACAGUUUGAGUGACUAUAAGUAAUUCAAAAGUCAUCAGCAAGUUUCAGCUUUUCGCCGCCAGAUGGCGCAACAGCAGCGUCAAGCGUUGCCACUACAAAAUCUUUAUAUUUAUAAUAUAAAAAUGCUUUUACAUUUGCAAUAAAAUAAAUUGCGACAGACACCAAAUAUGUACACGGUUAGCCAUUACUUUUACAGUUACGUGCCUUUGUGACCCCUUUGUCUUCUCACCCAAACUUAUUUUUAUGCAUCAAAUCAAUUUUAAGAAUUUGACGACACUGGCAACGCUGCAAAGCAGAAAGAAACUCAAAACAUGGCCGACAAGCAAUCACUCGUCACUCGCCACUCGCACUCGUUUUCUGUAGCUCGUUGUGAGUGGAUUUACCUGGAGUGUGUGACGGCGCUUUUCCAAGUGAUUUUCUCUAUUUGUGAAAAGAAUUCUAGAAAAUUAAUGAAUUCCUCAAGAAAUUUUGUGCUGUGAUGUGCAUAUGAAAGCAUCAACAACUAAUUACAUCGAAGAGUUCAAUAUUAAUUGUGCGAAAGCACUCACGGCCGCAGCUAUCCACUUAAGUGCAGUGUAGCAACAACAAUCACAUUAGAGUGCUAUUAAAAAGUAUAAAAUUGAGAAUAAUUUCUGAUUUUCAUAGCUACAUUUUUUUGGAGUCAAAAGCAAUUCAUCUCGUUAAACGCCAGUUUCGAGUUGAGCUGUGCGCACUACGAAAUUAUAAGAACAACUAGCAUAGUUGGGUGC
Molecule: messenger RNA, 1520 nt
Organism: Bactrocera latifrons
Lineage: Eukaryota; Metazoa; Arthropoda; Insecta; Diptera; Tephritidae
Product: selenoprotein H
Exons: 1
Coding region: 168-611 (147 amino acids)
Cellular component (GO): Golgi apparatus
Source: RefSeq, a predicted model, not a curated record